AUGUGGGGAAUGGUCGAGCACCAAGUGAACGAACGACAGGUGGUGGUUGCCGCUGGAGCGCUUAGUGGUCUGUAUCUGGGAUACAAGCUGUUAGUUGCAGUGUACAAGGAGACGAAGAUCACAAAGGCACUGGACGCUCAGGGUCUGCACCGCCCCAAGUCGACGCUGCCGAUUCUAGGCAACACCCUGGACGUCAUGUUCUUCCAGAAAGACCGUCUACAAGACUGGAUGGCUGAGCAAAGUCAGAUAAGCGACGGCAAGCCCUGGGUGCUCAGUAUUGUCGGCCGUCCGCAAACCCUCAUAGUCACGUCCCCUGAAGCAUGCGAAGACAUUUUCAAGACGCAGUUUGAAAUUUUCGGCCGCGGUGACGAGCUUGUGGACCUGCAGCACGACAUAUUCGGCGAAGGUGUCGCAGGUGUGGAUGGUGAAAAGUGGCUCAAGCAGCGUCGCAUUGCCAGUCACAUGUUUUCUUUAAAGAUGCUGCGUGAUGUUAUGAACGAGGUCAUCAUUGAGAAGACCAUUAGACUUCGGGACGUGCUGGCUCAGUGUGCGCGAGAAGGUCGCGUGGUCCCGAUGAAGUCUCUACUAGGCAAGUUCUCCAGUGACGUAUUCACCAAGAUUGGUUUUGGUGUCGAUCUCCACGGUUUAGACGGAGAUAUCAACUCCGAAAUGGACCAUCCGUUCAUUGAAGCAGUCGACGGCUACGCGGAGGUCUUUGGUGCUCGCCUGCAGUCGCCGAUGUGGUUCUGGAAGCUCAAGCGUUUCUUGAACAUUGGCGACGAACGCAUGCUCAAGCGAUGCAUCAAGAUUGCCACGGACCUGCUGAACGAGGUCAUGCUGAAGUCCAUUGCAAAUAAGACUGCUGAGGACUGGAAAUCAAAGACAGACCUGCUCACACUGUUCGUGGAUCACACUGGCAACACGGACCCCUCUGACUUGCGUGACGCGAUGAUGAACUUCUUCCUGGCUGGCAAGGAGACCACAAGCUUUAGUAUGACAUGGAUCAUCGUGAACCUCAACCGCCAUCCUCGUGUACUAGCCAAGCUCCGUGCUCAGAUCCGCGAGAACCUGCCGGAGCUCAUGACGGGCGAGCUGCAGGUCCCUACGAUGGAGGACUUGCACAAAAUUCCGUAUAGUGAGGCUGUGCUUAAAGAAAGUCUACGGUUGUACAUGACGGGCGUUCACCGUGCGCCCACGCGGUCUACAACGCUCCGUGAAGGCACGUUCGUGCCGUUUGGAUCGUACGUAGUCGCGUCGGUGUACGCCGCCGCUCGCGUAAAGAAAGUGUGGGGUGAGGACGCCGCCGAGUUCAACCCGGAUCGUUGGAUUGACGAGGAAACCGGCAAGAUGAAGUCUGUCAAUCCGUUCCAGUUCAUCACGUUUGGUGGUGGUCCGCACCAGUGCAUUGGUAUGCGUUUCGCUUUGCUGGAGAUGCAGACUGUCAUAGCCGUGCUGUUCAGUCGGUUUGACAUCAAGACGGUGGAAGAUCCGUUCCAGAUCACCUAUGAUUACAGCGUGACGCUGCCUGUCAAGGGACCGCUUGAGUGCACAGUGCACGAAACGAGCGCCCCUGCAUUCUAA
Molecule: messenger RNA, 1581 nt
Organism: Peronospora farinosa
Lineage: Eukaryota; Oomycota; Peronosporomycetes; Peronosporales; Peronosporaceae
Source: the annotation of a GenBank genome assembly